AUGACACCGGUGGAAUUCCAUCGCAGUCGGGAGCCUAAAUUACUGAGGACAAUCUCUAUGAGGUCCGUCUUCAUGACGAGUAUGGCUUGUCCGAUAGUAGCCUUAAUCCUGUCGUUCAUACUCGGCGCGGCGUUGCAUCCAUCGCAGCUUUUCAGCUACCGUUGGACCUGUGGAACGGUCUAUAUGCCGUCAAUCUCGCGGGUGAUGAACAUGCCACUGGAACGUACAAUUUUCCAAACGCUCAUUCUAUCAUCUGUUCCGCUUCGGUUGCUUGUGCUGCUCAAACAAUGGCUGGAAUACUCCACUGAGGAUGCUUCGCGAGGAUUUGUGGUAGCGCGAACGUUGAUGAAGAUCUGUGGUGCGGCCGAUGUGCUCCUUCUCAGUCUGCUCUCAGUAAUUGGCGAACGUGAAAAUGGAGACAUUCAUGUUAUAUUGUUCGGUGGCUUCGCUGCCGCUUCUUACGUGUAUUUCAUCUGUGUUUGCCUAUUGACAAGGUGGACCUUCACUGGCUCGCAGUCGGAUGUUUGGAGAUCAAAACUACAGCGGACGUUCCUUGCAUGUGUUACGUUUACGAUCCCAGUCAUUAUCGUCCUCUUCAUUCUCUACAACGGAUUCUGUGUUCCAUUCACGUACGAGUUAUUCACAGUGUUCGAGUAUGUGACCGUACUGGCGAUGUAUGCAUUCCACCUGAGUUCACUGCCGAAAAUGACCGGCCAUGUGUACGUCUUUCACAGCAGUAUCAAGUCACGGACACAACGGGUGUAA
Ostertagia ostertagi is the source of this 765-nucleotide messenger RNA. The record is from the annotation of a GenBank genome assembly. NCBI's taxonomy places the organism in Eukaryota, Metazoa, Nematoda, Chromadorea, Rhabditida, Trichostrongylidae.